AUAGGGGUAGGCAAAAGAACUGAGAGAGAAUAAAUUAUCAUUUCCAGUUUCAGAAAUCCAUGAUUCUCAUUUGAGCGAUUAAAUCUUACCGGCGAUGUGGACGUUUGACGACUUGAAUCGAAUGAAAAGUAGAACAUUCGUUGAAACGGGAUUCCCUCUUGGUUCACCGAUAACCGACAUAGCUGCCAGCCGCAGCCAUGUGAGACGACUGUUGCAAUAAAAAGAGAAUGUGCAAGCUAAGCGGUUUGAUUUCUUUGCUUCGGGAGAUGGUUUGAAAAGUUCUUAAUAAAUUGUUGAGUCUUAAUGAAGUAGGUACGCAUUUUACUUCGGUUCGUCUCUGGCGGGAAUCGUCCACCAUUAUCUGCAUACAAUCUUGCGAUACAAUAUCUUUUUCGUGUGAUCUAUUCAUCUCAAUAUAACGGAAAAUGAGAAACCAAAGUGAUCUGGAAGAAGGACGCGAUUCGUGGGAUACCGAUCGGUCGCAGCAGUUCUUAAACGAACAAACGGAGUCGUUGAAUGUGCAACAAGGAGUUACGGAGCCACAGAUCCUGCAUGGUGACGUCCAACAACAGCAGUUCCAAAAUCAACAGGGGCAGCUAGAUAUGCAGCAAACAAAAUUAAUAAUGCCAACCGAGUGCGAAGCAAGUCAUCAUCAAACGUGUGUUCCCUCUGGAGAGCCACCUGACGCUUGUCAACAAAUUGACAAGACUUCCACCUGUGGGAUGCCUUGUAAUAAAAAAGCAAUUAUUGCGGCCUUGGGCAUCUUUGUUUGUUAUUUCUGCUUCGGAAUCAUCCAGGAGAAGAUCACUCGGGGCAGAUACGGAGAUGAACCGCAAGAAGAUGGAACACGAGGUGAACAGUUCACCUAUGCGCAAGCUCUGGUUGGUGUGCAGUUCAUCUGCAAUUGGGUUCUUGCCAAAGCCAUUCUCAUCGCCAGGCCACAGAAUCUAGAUACAACACCAAAGAGGUACUAUGCGUCCGGUGCUUUGACCUAUCUGUUGGCGAUGGUCAGCUCCAAUAUGGCUCUGCGAUGGGUUUCCUAUCCGAUGCAGGUGGUGGUCAAGUCGGCCAAGCCAAUUCCAGUGAUGCUGCUGAGUUUCAUGUUCGGUAGGAAAUCCUACACAUUGCAGAAGUAUAUGUUCGUGCUGUUGAUUGUGAUUGGAGUGGUGCUGUUUAUGCUCAAGGAAGGAAAAACCAACAGCAGCCCACUGGAAAGAGAAGGCUUAGGCCAGCUGUUGUUAGGAAUAAGCUUGAUCAUGGAUGGACUGAUGGGUGCCGUACAAGAACGCAUGCGGCAACAUAGCUCGCCAUCGGCUCUGCAAAUGAUGUUGGCCAUCAACGGGUGGAGUACAGUGCUACUCAUUCCUCCGCUGUUCAUCACCGGGGAAGCCAUGGAUUUCGUCGUAUUCGCUACCAAGUACCCCCAGAUGUUGGGACACCUAGCCACGCUGGCCCUGGCCGGUGUCAUUGGCCAGCUGUUCAUCUUCAUGAUGAUUUCGUCCUUUGGAUCUCUGGCUUGCUCGUUGUGUACCACUACGCGGAAGUUCUUCACCGUACUGUGCUCGGUGCUACUGUUUGGAAAUAACCUGUCCAUCCGGCAAUGGAUGGGAACAGUUCUGGUGUUUACCGGUCUGUUUGCCGAUAUGUUCUUCGGCAAAAAAGGCGCCUCUGCCUCUGGAAAAUCUCCCCCGAAGUCGAAAGAAAAGAGUGAAGCUAAUGGGAUUCUAAAGUGAAUCCGCAAUACGAGGCUGCCGAUAUGCCAUUUCAUUCUCGUAAUUAUGAAAGCACAAACCCGUACUCACAUUCAUAAUUGAAACAAAUAUACAAUAAGUAGGAAUUUAUAAUGGAUUGAAUCCAAUCUACACUGCUGAACAUCGUUAAGCAACGAUCUGCCGUAUGCAGCAUAGUUGUACCAUAUUCAAUGGGAAUUCCAAUUAGCAUGUGACAACUAUGCUGCACACGGCAGCGGUGUACCCUGUGAAAAUAACUUAGUGAAACCG
Messenger RNA from Aedes albopictus (Asian tiger mosquito), 2000 nucleotides. Its product is annotated as solute carrier family 35 member B1 homolog. The record is from RefSeq and is a predicted model, not a curated record. Gene Ontology annotation, biological process: UDP-galactose transmembrane transport. Bases 426 to 1733 code for a protein of 435 amino acids. Gene Ontology annotation, molecular function: UDP-glucose transmembrane transporter activity; UDP-galactose transmembrane transporter activity. The transcript is spliced from 4 exons. Gene Ontology annotation, cellular component: endoplasmic reticulum membrane; Golgi membrane. NCBI's taxonomy places the organism in Eukaryota, Metazoa, Arthropoda, Insecta, Diptera, Culicidae.